This is a messenger RNA of Chroicocephalus ridibundus (black-headed gull), 1030 nucleotides long. It is a transcript of the gene DBNDD2, whose product is annotated as dysbindin domain containing 2. Lineage: Eukaryota; Metazoa; Chordata; Aves; Charadriiformes; Laridae. The record is from RefSeq and is a predicted model, not a curated record. Gene Ontology annotation, biological process: negative regulation of protein kinase activity. Gene Ontology annotation, cellular component: cytoplasm. Bases 94 to 645 code for a protein of 183 amino acids. The transcript has 4 exons.
GGCGGCGGCGGCGAGCGGCGGGGGGGUCGGCAGCCCCGAGCUGAGCCCCGACCCCAUCCCACCCGGUGGCAGCAGCAGCCGCCCGCCCGCCGCAUGUCGGGUCCCGGGGCGCAGAGCCGCAACCGGCGGCUGCCCGCCGACAUGGAGCAGGCACAACGGAGCCUGGAUGCAGAGCAGAUGCAGCAGCAGCAGCUGAAACUACGGGACCGGCAGAAGUUCUUUGAGGAGGUUUUCCAGCAUGACGUGGAUUUCUUCUUCCCUAUGUCUCACCUGCAGAUAGAGCAUCGGAGACCCCCCUUAGGCAGCAUUUCCUCCAUGGAGGUGAACGUGGACAUGCUGGAGCAGAUGGACAUGAUGGACCUGUCAGACCAGGACACCGUGGACGUGUUUCUGGGCUGUGGGACAGAGGAGAGCAGCAUUGCUGGACCCCUGCCAGGGGCAGAUGCCAGCCAGUGCCCAGAGGAAAUCACCCUCCAAGUGCCCAGUGCAGCCGAGAGCAAGUCACGCAUUUCCUCCACGUCCUCAGUCUCCACGGAUCUGAACAGCCUGGACACCAGCGAGGAGGGGGCCGAGACCCCUGUGGUGCAGUCGGAUGAGGAGGACCUGCAGGAGGACAGUCCCAAAGAGCAGGUGGCAAGAAGCUAGCAGCUAGCUCUGCCCCACUCCCAGCCUCCUCCGUACGGACCUUCCAGCCCAGAGGAAGGAAAGCUGCUGGCACUCAGUAAACCCCAUCCUGGACUGCUGCCCUGCAGGAGGAGAGAGGUGGUUUUCCCCUCCUCUCCCUUCGCAGGUUCUCCUGGCAGCCAAAGGAGAAGGAAAGGGGUAUUGUAGGCUCCCAAAAUUAACUCCUCAGGCUUUGCUGCUAACACUCCCUGCUUCACCCCCCCAAAAUGCUCAGCAUCCCACAGCCCUCCCAUUCCCAGAAAGCCAUUCCUUGGGAUCCCAGCUCCCCAUGUCCCACUGACAAAGGUCCUGUCCAGACAAGCACUUAACAAUGGCAUACAGAGAAAUAACACUCCGAUCUAAACAA